This is a messenger RNA of Drosophila ananassae, 1201 nucleotides long. RefSeq lists its product as uncharacterized. Lineage: Eukaryota; Metazoa; Arthropoda; Insecta; Diptera; Drosophilidae. The record is from RefSeq and is a predicted model, not a curated record. Gene Ontology annotation, cellular component: sarcoglycan complex; sarcolemma. Gene Ontology annotation, biological process: muscle organ development. The coding region runs from base 100 to 1146 and encodes 348 amino acids. The transcript has a single exon.
CAUGUCCAAUAUUCCCACCUUAACCUACUCGAACUAUUUUCGUACCAUUGGAUACAGCAAUUGUGAAAACGGUUUUUUCAAAAAAUUGCGUCAAAAAUUAUGAAUUCAUUUGAAAACACUUUUAUUCGAGGACCGUCGCCAUCCUACUCUGACGACGCCGAUUCCGAAAAUGCUCUCUCAAUAACUCUUCCAAUCGGAGGGCCUAUUCCAGAGUUGGAUUUCUGUCGCGACGACUCCAAGACUGAUACGGCGGACUACUUUGACGAGAAGUACAACAGCGACAGCUGCUCUCGCCUACAUCCUGGCCAUCAGGGACGCAAUUCCUUUGCCUUCUGGACGAUUGUGGUCAUUUUAUUGGCCCUGACUGUGGGCAAUCUCGUGCUCACGCUCACCAUCGUUGGGGUGCUGCGCUUGGGCAAGGGAGUUCAAGGCAUGGAGGUGAUUCCUGAGGUGGAUGUAGUCAAAUUUUACGGGUCCACUGACUUGGAGAAAGUCCAGACCAGUUCAAUUGGUCAGAUUCACGGAUUUACGGAUGUGCCUGUAACCGUUGAAAGCGAUGCCGAAGAUGGUGUCAACAUAAGAGUCUUCCGCAAUGGCAAUGGAGCAACUACUGAACGCGAUAGAAUCGUGUUGAACAAGGAGGGCGUCCUCAUCCAGGCUACCAAUCUCUUCGAGGUCAAGGACCCGAAGGAUAGGCAACCAGUCUUCACUACUCAUCGCCCCCAGUACAAAAUUCCGGGAGGAGUCGAUUCCCUGGAAGCCAAGGUGGUGAGUGCCAGUGGCAUCUCAAGUCCCGUAGACGAAUCCCUUAGGCUGGAGAGCGACGGCAGGCUGUCCAUCAGGGGCUCCCAAGGUGUCUUUUUGGACGGCGCUAUUGUGGACAUACAGGCCGAGCAUCAUGUCUCCAUAAACUCUACUCAGGGUGCCACCAUUCUGGAGGCCGGCGCGGGAAUCUUCCUAGACAUGAACCGUAUCCCCAUAGUCAGCUCUGAAAUGGGUCUGCGUACAGGUAGCGUUCAGUACAAGAUAUGCGUGUGCAUGCCCCACGGAACGCUCUUCCGCAUCGCCAUUUCACGGGUUCACAACGGCCCCAAGAUUUCAUGCGCCCAUUUCAGCGGCAAGGACGAUCCCUGCGAAGUCAACUAAGCAUGUUAAAAUAAAUAAAUCAUGAAAUCAGAUAUUAUGAUAUCCCUAAAACAAA